Symbiodinium sp. CCMP2456 is the source of this 178-nucleotide messenger RNA. NCBI's taxonomy places the organism in Eukaryota, Dinophyceae, Suessiales, Symbiodiniaceae. The record is from the annotation of a GenBank genome assembly.
GUGAAGCCAACCCCGAUCCUGUUGCCCAUCAACAUCCUCGAGGACUUCACCAAGCCGUUGUCUCUGAGCUUCCGACUCUUCGGCAACGUUGUGGCGGAUGAGCUGACUGUGGGAGUGUUGUGCUUCCUGGUGCCCUUCAUCAUCCCACUGCCCAUUAUGGGCCUGGGUCUCUUCGCAG